GUUUAUAACCAAUUGAAAACAUAUUCACGUCGAGGUGCUAAGAAAAAUAAAAUGCAUGACAGGAAAGCCAAUGUGGCUACGGCUGAAGCGGGUGUAGACGCACCCACUCGUCUGCUGCUUUAUAAAUUAAUAAAUAACCAAAUUUUGGAACAAAUAAAUGGUAUUAUAUCGACAGGCAAAGAGGCAGUAAUUCUACAUGCCAAUUCCGAUGCUGGCUAUGCUGAAAAUGUUAAUGAAUAUAAUAGAACCAUAUGCUCUCCUCAAUUAUUACCCAAAGAAUGUGCUAUUAAAAUAUUCAAAACUACUCUAAACGGGUUUAAGCAACGGGAUCGGUAUAUAAAGGAUGAUUAUCGAUUUAAAGAUCGUUUUAGUAAACAAAAUAAGCGUGUUAUCAUAAACAUGUGGGCGGAAAAGGAAAUGCAUAAUAUUAUGCGCAUGCAAAGAGUCGGUAUAAACUGCCCAGACGUGGUUGUUUUAAAAAAGCACGUGUUAGUAAUGUCUUUCAUUGGCAAUAAUCAUAAUGCGGCACCAAAACUUAAAGAUGCACGACUAAGUUCGUGGGAAUUGAGUUAUGCCUAUGAAGAAAUAAUUACAGUGAUGCACAAGCUUUAUAACCAAGCAAAGUUGAUACAUGCCGAUCUGAGUGAGUACAAUAUCCUAUGGCACGAUAAGAAGUGUUGGAUCAUCGAUGUAGCGCAGUCUGUGGAGCCGGAACAUCCAAGCGCAUUAGAACUUCUAAUGCGUGAUUGUGGUAACAUAAUAACCGUAAGUAUAACUUAUUCACUUGUAUGUACUAUAUGCAAAUAAUCAUCCCUCAGAGCCAUUUGACACCCAU
This is a messenger RNA of Rhagoletis pomonella (apple maggot), 835 nucleotides long. Its product is annotated as serine/threonine-protein kinase RIO3-like. The transcript has a single exon. NCBI's taxonomy places the organism in Eukaryota, Metazoa, Arthropoda, Insecta, Diptera, Tephritidae. Gene Ontology annotation, cellular component: preribosome, small subunit precursor; cytosol. The record is from RefSeq and is a predicted model, not a curated record. Gene Ontology annotation, biological process: maturation of SSU-rRNA. Bases 52 to 807 code for a protein of 251 amino acids. Gene Ontology annotation, molecular function: protein serine/threonine kinase activity; ATP binding.